Misgurnus anguillicaudatus (oriental weatherfish) is the source of this 5118-nucleotide messenger RNA. The record is from RefSeq and is a predicted model, not a curated record. Lineage: Eukaryota; Metazoa; Chordata; Actinopteri; Cypriniformes; Cobitidae.
ACCACAGCGGCACAUGUACCUGCUUUUAUCAUUUUACAAGCACAUAUUUUUUCCGCAACAUCGAUUGAGCCGUAAUUGGUGUUUACCUGUUUAUUUAACUAUUUAUUUUUAAAUAAAAGUCCGUAAUAUAAACUGCAGCUACACAACAAAGAAACGCGGGAUUGUUGACAGGUUAUUAUGGACAUCAUAUUAACGUUGCUAACGUUACUUACUGUUUCUUUCUUUUGUCCGGUUCAGUCAGGUUUGGUGACCUGUGAUGCGAGGCAGUAUCAGUGUGGUAAUGGAAAGUGCAUCACGUUGAGAUGGGUUUGUGAUGAAACCGAUGACUGUGGUGACGGCACGGAUGAACUUCCCGCAGCUUGCUUGGCAAAGACCUGCAAACCCUCUGAAUUUAGCUGUGGUGGGCGACUCAACCAGUGCAUCCCUAAGAGCUGGAAAUGUGAUGGCAAAGCUGACUGUGAGAACAACGCAGAUGAGGAAGCCUGUGAACCUCGGCAGUGUUUGAAUGGGGAAUUUCGCUGCGGUAGCGGUCAGUGCGUGUCCAGAUCGUUCGUGUGUGACGAUGAGGCAGAUUGUGAUGAUGGUAGUGAUGAAGCAUCCUGUCCACCCACAACCUGUGGAUCCAGCUCCUUUAGGUGUAGCAACACGCAGUGUGUUCCUCGACUUUGGGUCUGCGAUGGAGACACCGACUGUUCGGACGGCUCAGACGAAGCGCCGCAGAAUUGUGGUGCGGGGUCAUCGACGGUGCCCAGAAAUCCCUGCCUUUCUAUGGAAUUCCUUUGCGGCAGCGGCGAAUGCAUUCACAGUAACUGGAAAUGCGACGGUGGAGCGGAUUGUUUGGAUCGAUCAGAUGAAAAAAACUGCUCUUUGGCCACAUGCCGACUGGAUGAGUUUCAAUGCGGUGAUGGAUCUUGCAUCCACGGUAGCCGUCAGUGCAACCAAGUUUACGACUGUAAAGAUUUAAGCGAUGAGCUGGGCUGUGUUAAUGCGACCCAUUGUAAAGCACCCCAAAAGUUUAAGUGCCGCAGUGGUGAAUGUAUCGACAUGGAGAAGGUUUGCAACAAGCAGCGGGACUGUAGGGAUUGGUCGGAUGAGCCGCUACGAGAGUGUGAUUCGAACGAGUGUCUGUAUAGCAAUGGAGGCUGCUCUCAUAUUUGUAAUGACCUGAAGAUCGGUUACGAGUGCCUGUGUCCCACCGGUUUCCGUCUGGUGGAAAAAAGACGAUGUGAAGAUAUCGAUGAAUGUGAAAAUCCAGACACCUGCAGCCAAAUCUGCGUCAAUCAGGUGGGCAGUUACAAGUGCGAAUGUGAGGAGGGCUACCAGAUGGAUCCUGCCAGCAAGGCUUGCAAAGCUAUUGGAACCAUUGCAUACCUGUUUUUUACCAAUCGGCACGAGGUGAGAAAGAUGACCCUGGAUCGCAGCGAGUACACGCGUGUCAUUCCCAGACUUAAGAACGCUGUGGCCCUGGACAUGAAUGUGGCUUCUAGAGAGAUCUACUGGUCAGAUUUGUCCCUCAAGAAGAUAUAUAGGGCACAAAUGGAUACCGCAGAUAACAGCUCCCAACACAGCGUCGUAAUUGGCAGUGGCUUAGAUGCUCCUGAGGGUCUCGCUAUCGACUGGAUCCAUGGGACGAUCUACUGGACGGAUAGCAUCCAAGGCGCCAUCUCAGUGGCAACUGUGGAUGGAAACAGACGCAAGACGCUCUUCAAAGAAAACCUGGCCAAGCCUCGUGCUAUUGUAGUCGACCCUAUUAAGAACUUCAUUUUCUGGACCGACUGGGGUACACCAGCCAAGAUUGAAAGAGGUGGCCUUAAUGGAGGAGAUCGUACUGCCCUGGUUACUGAUAAUAUUAUCUGGCCCAAUGGAAUAACCCUUGAUCUGCUGAACCAGCGCCUGUACUGGGUGGACUCCAAACUACACACUCUUUCCAGUAUCAGUGUGCAAGGAGGUGGUCGACGUACUCUAAUCAUAGACCAAGGCAAACUCGCCCAUCCUUUGGGUCUUACUGUUUUUGAGGAGAAAGUAUUCUGGACUGAUGUGAGCAACAAUGCGAUUUUGAGCGCAAAUCGUGUGACGGGAAGCGACAUAAGAAAAGUAGCAGAACAUCUCUCAUCUCCGGAAGAUAUUGUCUUGUACCAUAACCUCAAACAACCUAAAGGAAUAAACUGGUGCAAGUUCAACAACGGAGGCUGUGAGUUCUUGUGUCUGGCCGCACCUCAAAUCAAUCAGUUUUCACCCAAGUAUACCUGUGCCUGCCCAGACCACAUGAUGCUGGCCAGAGACAUGAGAAAAUGCAUCCCAGCUGUGGUGACACCAGCAACCCCCAUCAGCCCUGAAAUGUCGACAACGAAUCGUCCUCAAGAACCUUCCAAGACCUCACUGAAACCCUUACUUCCUUCAAAGGCGUCACCGAAACCAUUACUUCCUGUUCCUGUGAUCCCCACCCCAGCUACCCCUGGCAAACCCUCCCAAACCAAUCCUCAGCCUUCCGUAUCUACCCAGACAGAUGAUCAACACAACAGUGAUGUAAAAGCAGCCACAAAAGCAACACCUUCCACUCCGCUGGCCUUGUAUAUUUUAUUACCACUCGUCCUCAUCUGUUUGGCUGCGGUUGGUGCUGUACUGUUCUGGAGAAAGUGGCGGCAGAAAAAUACCAACACCAUUCACUUUGACAACCCGGUUUAUCAAAAGACCACCGAGGACCAGGUGCAUUUAUGUAGGAACCGUAGUUCUGAUGGCUAUUUGUACCCACAGCGGCAGUCUGUGAGUCUUGAUGAUGAAGUUGACAGCGAUGUCCAUGCUGACACUAACAGUGUUUCAGGACUGGUAAAGAGCCAUAUUUAAUGUCUUAGCCAUGCUCGGAGGUCAAAACAAUCAUUUGGGGAACACCGGAGAGUCCACUAAAUCUAAUUUGCUGUGCAAGGCGAUUUGUGACCCUGUCUGUGAAAUCCGGGCUAAAGUUUUAAAAUGGAAUGAUGUCACUCAUUGACAUGACCUAACUCGGUUAAUGUUAAAGAUAUCAAGGUUAUAUUUUCACACAAUGUUCUUUACAUUAUGUAGGAUUACUUUAUAAAGAGAAUAUUUAAUCAAUAAAAAGACUUCAGCUGGGUUUUAACAGGCAGGGUCACGUACUUGAUGCAAAAACAAUCCAGGACUGCCAGUUUACCUCAAACAACAACAACCUCAUCUUAGCACUUCCCUAUAUGUAAAUAAUAAAAUUAGACUAUAUAUACCUGUUUAUAUAUAGUGAUAUCUUUUAAGAGUACUUAGGUUUUAUUUUCACGAGGUAUACAAAGAUUCAUGUAUAUAUUGUAUUGUAUUGGCGUAUUUUACAAAAGAAUUAAUUUGAAUUGUUUAGUUAUUAAAUUAAUUUAUUUUUAAAAAUGCAAAUAUGGGAAGUAUUUUUAGCAAUGAUCAAAAGUGGAUAUUUUGCACAUAUUUUUAUAUGAUGCAUUAGUGCAUCAUUAAUCUAAUACAUGAAUAUAAUAUAAUGGAUUUUUUCUAAUUAAAAUAGAUAGCAAGCAAAUAAUGGCAUUAAUGUCAGAUUGUUUAAAUUACUAGAUCACAGGAUAAUGCAGUUUAGAGCUGAUGAUGAUGAUAUUUGUGUCCCAGGAUCACAAAACCAGUCAUAAGUCGCACGGGUAUAUUAGUAGCAAUAACCACCCAUACAUUGUAUGGGUCAAAAUUAUUAAUUUUUUAUGCCAAAAAUCAUUAGGAUAUUAAGAUCAUGUUACAUAAAGAUAUUUUGUAAAUUUCCUACCAUAAAUAUCAUUUAUCAUUAGUAAUAUGCAUUGCUAGGGACUUCAUUUGAACAACUUUAAAGGCGAUUCUCAAUGGAAAGCUUAUUUAAUCAACUAUCAAAUGAUCUCAAAUCUCAAUUUUUAACUAAUUUACCCAUAUAACUGCAUGGUUUUGUGGUCCAGCGUAUGUAGUGUACAAGGUUUCUACCUAAAAAUCUUUCGUCAUAAAAACAUUUUCAUGUGUGGUCAACAAGCAGGUGAUCAACUUUUUGUUUUUAUUUUUCGUUUUUAAAAUGGUCAGUGUUUGAAUUGAAAGCAAUGGUUUACAAUGAGAUAAAGAAGGACUUUAAAUCUAUCCACCAAUCAGCAUCUGACUAUUAAAAGCUCUGUAGUGUUCAAGUUUUUUUCAAAUUUGCAGUAUAUAUGUUUUUAUUCAUCGCAAUUAUAGUUUCUCAUCUUUAAAGCUGUGUAUUACUUAUAAUAGUUGACCAUGAUUUUACUGUGGUAACACUACAUUUAAUAACUGUGGUAUUGUGGUGGAAAUGUGAAAUUUUCCUAGUGAAUCCUCCGUGUUGGGAUUGAGGGAAUGUACAUUUUUAUAUUACAAGUAUUCAAUACACUGUCCGAAAAAAUGGUCAAAAUAUGUACCCUAGCUGUAACUGGGCCAGUACCCUUUCAAAAAGUACACUAUUGUACUGAAAGAGUUCAUUAUACAUUACAUAUUGGUACCAAAUGUUAACAUAUCUGUGCCUAAUGGUACAUAUUGAGAGGGUACAUAUUUUAACCAUUCUCUACAAAACAGUGUUGUUGUGGUUUUAAAAUAUGUAGGGAUUUGUUUUUGUUUAUCAAAACAAAAAUGAAGUUUGAUGUUGAGUUUGAAGAAGCAUCCAUUGUUUUGAUAAUCACAGAUAAACUAUGAAGAUUACAGAUAAAGUCCAUAUGGACAUGCCUGUCACUGGAGUUGUGAUUGUGAUUAUUUGUGUAUUUAUUUGUAUUGAGUUGUUAGGUAAAUAAGAUCAUCAGUCUGUUUAUGUUUCCAGGCAAUUGCUUUACAUUCUCCAUACAAAUGUGUAAAUAUUGUAUUAAAAUGUGUAAAUAUGUUACUUAUUAUCUCCACUUUGUAUUUGUAUCUGCUAUUGUAUAUAAAGAAAUGUUUGUAUUUAUUUUGAAAUCAAAAUCUGUGGUUGAUAAUUGCCUUUCAUUUCUGUGUACGACGUUGUUUAUGAUGUAUGUUUUUUGUACAUUCUGAUUCAUUGGUGAAGUUUAACAUAUUGUUGAUGGAUUUGUAUAGUACUGAUGAUUUUUCUGUUAAACCAAUCAACAUUGUUUUUCAACUGUGAAUUAUCUUCACCUGAAAUAAACAUUUUGAAUAGUUUAA